AUGUUAUGUCAACAACAAUCCUGGUAUUACAUGAAUUUACAAAAAUUACAGGCGGAUAACAGCAGAGCAGGAGGCGUGGGACAAGGAAGGCAAAGAAGAGGAGGAAGAGCUGGAAGAGGAGAACGAGGAGAAGGAGAUUUCAACAGGACAAUCGGCGGAGAGGCCGGAUUCCGCAACGACGGAGCAGAUCAGGUGGCGGAGGAGGUAGAAAUGGAUAUGGAGAGAGAGGAUGUGAUCGUGAACAACGACGACGAGGAACGGCAACGACAGCAACUAGAAAAUUCUCGUCAGAUGGUUCUCAAUGAGGUCGCCAAUGUCGCGGACGAGUUGGAAGAUAUGUUGCGUCGCAUCGGGGCUCCAGUGGAGGCUGAGCAGCAGCCCGUGCACAGAAACGAUCCCCAAAACGCAGGAAUCGUCCGGAACGGGGUACCGAGAGUCGCAAGAGGUUCACGGAGAGAUGGACGAGCGGUGUUGGCGAAUAGCGACAGGGCAGGAGCCGUGGGACGAAGAGGACGAAGAAGAGAAAGACUAGGUCGAGGUGGAAGAGGUGGAAGAGCUCGAAGAGCUCGAAGAGUUUGA
Messenger RNA from Caenorhabditis remanei, 579 nucleotides. RefSeq lists its product as uncharacterized. The record is from RefSeq and is a predicted model, not a curated record. The coding region runs from base 1 to 579 and encodes 192 amino acids. The transcript is spliced from 3 exons. NCBI's taxonomy places the organism in Eukaryota, Metazoa, Nematoda, Chromadorea, Rhabditida, Rhabditidae.